GCCACCGCCAGUGGCUGCGCGAGUGAAGCCGGAAGCAGCGGUCAGCAGGGGCGGGGCUGUGUAAGGACCGGCUGGUCAGGGCUGGCACCCCGCGGCAGCGCGGGGCGUGUCCCCUGUCAAGAGUCAUGCUCGGCAGGUCUGGGUACCGCGCGCUGCCCCUAGGGGAUUUUGACCGCUUCCCGCAGUCGAGCUUCGGCUUUCUGGGCUCGCAGAAGGGCUGCUUGUCCCCGGAGCGGGGCGGCGUGGGGCCGGGGGCCGAUGUACCCCAGAGUUGGCCCUCCUGCCUCUGCCAUAGCCUCAUCAGUUUCCUGGGGUUCUUGCUGCUGUUGGUCACCUUCCCAAUUUCUGGCUGGUUUGCCCUGAAGAUUGUGCCCACCUAUGAACGGAUGAUUGUGUUCCGCCUGGGCCGGAUCCGCAACCCCCAGGGCCCUGGCAUGGUUCUUCUCCUGCCCUUCAUUGACUCCUUUCAGAGGGUGGAUCUGAGGACAAGAGCCUUCAAUGUCCCUCCCUGCAAGUUGGCCAGUAAGGAUGGUGCUGUACUGUCUGUGGGUGCUGAUGUCCAGUUUCGUAUCUGGGACCCGGUGCUGUCGGUGAUGACCGUGAAGGACCUGAACACAGCUACCCGCAUGACAGCCCAGAAUGCCAUGACCAAGGCCCUGCUCAAGAGGCCGCUGCGAGAGAUCCAGAUGGAGAAGCUCAAGAUCAGCGACCAGCUCCUGCUGGAGAUCAAUGAUGUGACCAGGGCCUGGGGGCUGGAGGUGGACCGAGUAGAGCUGGUGGUGGAGGCCGUGCUCCAACCACCCCAGGACAGCCCAGCCGAGCCCAGCGUGGACAACACUCUCCAGCAGCUGGCUCUCCACUUCCUGGGAGGAGGCAUGAACUCAGUGGCUGGAGGAGUUCCACCCUCAGGACCAGUGGACACCGUGGAGAUGGUGAGUGAAGUUGAAGCACCUGUCCCUCACGUUGCGGCUGGGCCCAGCCCAAAGCAGCCUCUGGCCGAGGGGCUGCUGACUGCUCUACAGCCCUUCCUGUCCGAGGCCCUGGUCAGCCAAGUCGGGGCCUGCUACCAGUUCAAUGUCGUCCUGCCCAGUGGCACCCAGAACAUCUACUUCCUGGAUCUCACUACAGGGCGAGGAAAGGUGGGACAUGGGGUGCCUGAGGGUGUCCCUGAUGUGGUGGUAGAGAUGGCUGAGGCAGACCUGCAGGCCCUAUUGUGCAGAGAGCUACGGCCCCUGGGGGCCUACAUGAAUGGGCGGCUGAAGGUGAAGGGCGACCUGGCUGUGGCCAUGAAGCUGGAGGCUGUUCUCAGGGCCCUGAAGUAGAGGCCUUGGGUGACCAUCUGUAGCCCAGCCCCAAGCCUGGUGCCCAGCCAGGAGGUGGAGUGAGCGGGAGCUCUUGGAGGAGGCACUGGUCUAUACCAUGGGGAGUUAAGGCCCUAAGAAGCUUCAAUCCCAGCCAGCAGCCCACAGAUGGAGGCUAGGAGAGGCUGAGUCAGGCUACCCUGCACUCUGUCCUCCAGUGGAUCUCUGAAUAAGACUUUGCUGUGUGCCCCUCCCUGAGCUGAGUACUGGAGUGACGACAGGGUAGCCAGGCCUGCCCUGCCCUGCCCUGCCCUGCUGGGGCUUCCUGACUGAAGAGAUAGGACCCACAGAAACAGCCUGCUGGCAGCUGACUCAGUCCCCAUGUGAGGGAGCAAACCACACUGCUCAGGCUCUGAGCGCCAAAGGGGGACUAGUGGGAUUAAGGAGUGGGGAGGGAAGGCAGCCUCUACAAAGAGGUCACUGCAGCCAAGGCGUCUGGUGAUUGCGCUCGUCUUGUCUUCCUGGUUGCAGUCCAGGCUUACGGCUAGUAGGGGAAAGAGCAGGGCCUGCUGCUUCCCUGGCACUACUCCUGAAGAUGCUGGGACUAUUUCCACUCCUUCCUGCAUGCCUGACAAGCUGGGGCCCAGGGCAGCAUGAAAGAAAGCCCUGAGUUCCUAUGCUUUUCACCAGAGGUUUGCAAACAUCAGACAAAUAAAUAUGGUAUUUACAAU
Otolemur garnettii (small-eared galago) is the source of this 2032-nucleotide messenger RNA. It is a transcript of the gene STOML1, whose product is annotated as stomatin like 1. The coding region runs from base 126 to 1322 and encodes 398 amino acids. The transcript has 7 exons. The record is from RefSeq and is a predicted model, not a curated record. Gene Ontology annotation, cellular component: plasma membrane. Lineage: Eukaryota; Metazoa; Chordata; Mammalia; Primates; Galagidae.